This is a messenger RNA of Neodiprion fabricii, 5100 nucleotides long. It is a transcript of the gene Sf3a1, whose product is annotated as splicing factor 3A subunit 1. NCBI's taxonomy places the organism in Eukaryota, Metazoa, Arthropoda, Insecta, Hymenoptera, Diprionidae. Gene Ontology annotation, cellular component: U2 snRNP; U2-type prespliceosome; catalytic step 2 spliceosome. The transcript is spliced from 12 exons. Gene Ontology annotation, biological process: regulation of alternative mRNA splicing, via spliceosome; mRNA cis splicing, via spliceosome. The record is from RefSeq and is a predicted model, not a curated record. Gene Ontology annotation, molecular function: RNA binding; protein binding. Bases 195 to 2477 code for a protein of 760 amino acids.
ACCCGGACCCUCUUGGUGUUUCUCAGUAGUCUACGGUAGUUCCAUUGAGUUCCUUGAAGUCUGGAUAUCGCCCUGAUUUCGGAUUCUUGUGUGCCUUUACGCUCCUCUCGCUGCGGAGUUUAGUUGAAUUUUUGCCCUUCUAAAUGACGAGUGAAUAAUUGUUACAACGAGUCGCGAAUAGAGCUACGCAAAGAAUGCCGGCUCAAGAAAUAGUAACUCCCCAACCAGCGGAAGUCGAGGAUGCCGCGCCGUCCUCGCAGCCGAUCGUCGGCAUCAUAUACCCUCCCCCGGAGGUUAGGAAUAUCGUUGAUAAGACGGCUAGUUUUGUUGCUAGAAAUGGCCCAGAGUUUGAGUCGAGGAUCCGUCAAAACGAGCUUGGAAACCCAAAGUUCAACUUCCUCAACUUUGGCGAUCCGUAUCAUGCUUAUUAUCAGCACAAAGUUAAGGAAUUCAAGGAGGGAAAGGCACAGGAGCCUGUCAUCGGUCUGGGCGUUGGUAAAGGUGUGAAUCUCACAGCCCACCAGAAACAACAAGAAAUUUUGAAGCAAGUCGAACAGCCGUUCGUACCCAAGGAUCCGCCAGUUGAUUUUGAAUUCAUUGCUGAUCCCCCGUCUAUUUCCGCUCUAGAUUUAGACAUUGUCAAACUGACAGCUCAGUUUGUAGCUCGUAAUGGGCGUCAAUUUUUGACCAAUCUAAUGAAUCGUGAGCAGAGGAAUUUUCAAUUUGACUUUUUGCGUCCUCAGCACUCUCUCUUUCAAUAUUUCACUAAGCUGCUUGAACAGUAUACAAAGGUGCUGAUUCCUCCGAAAGAUUUACUUCCUCGGCUGCGAGAUGAAGCCGCGAACAUGGACAAGAUAUUAGAACAAGUGAAAUAUCGUGCAGAGUGGCUCAAGUAUCAAGAGGCACAGAGGCGUAAAGAGGAAGAGGAAUUAGAGCGAGAAAGAGUUGCUUAUGCUCAAAUUGAUUGGCAUGAUUUUGUUGUCGUUGAAACGGUUGACUACCAACAGUUUGAAGUUGGGAAUUUCCCCGCUCCCACAACUCCGGACGAGGUUGGAGCUCGUGUUUUGAUGCAGGAACGCAUUGAGGAUGGAGAGGAGGUAGAAAUGCAGAUUGAAAGUGACGGGGAUGAAGAGCUCCACUCUCGCGAGGGUGAGAAAGACAGAGCAAAAGAUAACAACCAGGUCCAAGAUAUGGAGGAAGAUUCCAGUGAUGACGACGACGUUUCGCCUCCUGGAGAUUCAAACAGAGGCAAAGACCAGAGACACCGCGAUACCAUGCAACCACCGCCGCUACCUCCAACCCCGGGCAAUGUUGUCGUCAAGAAGGGGUACGAUCCGAAACAACAUGCUUCCGUGAAGAAUACUCGCCCCACUGCGCCAGAUGAGUAUUUGAUAUCUCCUAUAACUGGGGAGAGAAUCCCAGCAAGCAAAGUGCAAGAACACAUGCGAAUUGGUCUGCUGGAUCCUCGCUGGGUGGAGCAGCGUGAUAAGCACCUGGACAAACUGGCCCAAGAGACCGUAUUCGCUCCUGGUACGGCGAUAGAAGCAAGUUUGAAGCAGCUGGCCGAGCGGCGUACGGAUAUUUUCGGUGUGGGAGAUGAGGAGACAGCUAUUGGUAAGAAGAUCGGUGAAGAGGACAAGAAGAAAGACGACAAGGUUACGUGGGACGGUCACACGUCGAGCGUUGAGGCCGCUACGCGCGCCGCUCGCGCUAAUAUUACACUUGAAGAGCAAAUACAUCAAAUCCAUAAGGUUAAAGGCCUUCUGCCCGAUGAGGAAAAGGAGAAAAUCGGGCCUAAACCCGCCACUCGAGCUGCUGAACUUUCCCACAUGGCGGCUGCGGCUUCUAAGCCUCAGGCGACCCUGAAAGCUCCUCCAAAGCCACCCGCGCCCAAACCCGUACCGGUUCCUGCUCAACCACCACCCCCUUCGAUUGGAAUGUCGACGAUGGGUAUUCCGCAACCCAUAAUGCCUCAACCACCUAUGAUGAUGAUGGCACCCAUGCCGCCGAUUCGGCCGCCCCCCUUAAUGACACCAGCGAUGUCGCCGUUCAUGCCAACGCCACCCCCGAUGCAGCCGCCGUUACCAAGUGGGAUUGGUAUAAAGCAUCCUGGCGAGCCAAUGGAAGAAGAACCGCAAGCAAAGAAAUUGCGUACCGAAGAUUCCUUGAUACCGGAGCAACAGUUCUUGGCUAGAAAUAAGGGUCCGGUGCAAGUCAAUAUCGCCGUUCCUAUGAUGACCGAGAAAGCUGAGUGGAAGUUGAACGGACAAACUCUGAACAUCACGCUGCAAUUGAGCGAUACCAUUGCUACAAUGAAGGCAAGCAUUCACGAACAGACUGGAAUGCCGCCUGGGAAACAAAAGCUUCAAUACGAGGGAAUGUUCUUCAAGGACAACAACACUCUCGGUUACUAUAAUUUAGCCUCGGGUAACGUGAUAAACCUUUUACCAAAGGAGCGCGGUGGCAGGAAGAAGUAAAAGUUUUUCAGGAAAGUAUCUUACCAAAGCAAAGCCAUGUAAGCCCCGUCCUCUAGCGGGUUGCAGAAGAUGUGCCCCUCCGUCGCGGUUUUCACCUUUUCAAGCCAUAAAAAGAGAGUGUCGCUAGUGCCCAAACUACAAGCCACAUCUCCGUCCUUGAGUCUCAUUCCUGCGAACAUAGUUGAAAUUUGAUACUACGCUGCGUAGAGGCUAAAUCGAGGACCCGUUACCCACCAAUCAGAGAGCCCGGAUUGUCCCCGGUGAACGCUAUCACUCGGCAUUUUUCAUCGAACCCAAAUCGCUCAACGAGAUACUUCGAAACCGGACCCAAAUUCGUGUAGGAUGGCACGGGACUUCCGAGCCUCUCUCUCAGUCCCGGAGCGCAAGCCUGUGAGGACGAGAAACUGCGUGACGGAGGGAAUUUCAGAGAGAAUAGGUAUGAGAAUUGUUCUCAAUUUUCCGUAAAACGCAGACAAAGAAUUCAGCAAUUGUUGGAAAAACUGGAAAAGAGUCAGGGAACCGUACUUUUUUUGUAUAUCGUUUUCAAACUUCAGCCAUGCUUCGUAAAUUCAGUUAAGCUAACUUUCGAAAAUGGUAUAUCGUUCAAUUUCUAAUUAUUCGUGCGAAGGGAAGCAAUACUAUGCGCAUUUUAAAUCCAAAUUUGUAUAUUCAAUGUGUGCACAACUUCUGGAACUUUUGGUCGUAAAAGCUGCCCAAUAUUACCCAAGUUUCGUGGGAAAACGUCAGGGAUUUCUGAAUUUUUUGACGGGAUAAGACAGGGAGUUAGUUUCAUUUGAUCCAAAUUUUCGCCACCCUGUCCCGGUCUGUUUUGUAUAUCUACGAACCUCUAGAAGCUGAUCACACCAGUCCUUAGUUCGGAUAUCCAGAAGGUUAGUUCCUGACCCGUCGGACAGAUCAAUUGGGGCGAAAUCCCCGAGGAAUAAAGUAGCCGCGAAGCUGCUGACGAGAGAUAUCCUCUGGAAAUGAAUUUCGCAAGUAAAUAUGUGACCAUCAUUUACGUUCUCUUGGUUACGGUACAAAGUAUUGAAUCAAGUCCAGAAAUCAGUUGACUUUAAUUCAUUUCAAUUAAAAAUUUGAAUGUUUCCGAGCAAAUAAUACGAUUUGAAAAUUUCAAUAAUUAGGUCACACCUAGUGUUGUACCUCGGUGCUGGCAUAAGCGUCCGGCUUGUAAUGGGCUAUUUUGGCUAUUUGCGCACCGGAGAACCUUUCGUAAGCUCUGGAUCCUGUUAUUUCUGCCAGUUUCUGGAAAACGGAGAUAGUCGAAGCGUUAGUCAUUCUUCUUAUUUACAUAGGUAAGACAUUCACGUAGCAGGAUACGUAAAUACACAUAGACGUAUACCCAUGCGCUCUCUAGCCAUACGUGCUAUCAGUCACGUCGCAACGUAUGCCAUGAUAAAGAGUCUCAGGAGCCAUACCGCAGCACGGCGGCAAAUAUUAGAGGAAGUAGUUUAGCUCGUUAGCUCGUUUCGCAUCAUGUGUACAACACGGUCACACACGCAUUGGUGCACUAUAUGUAUGGUAUAUUGUGUACGCACCGAGUCACCACGGAAUGAAAUCUUAAUUUGAGUAAGGAUUAGUCUGAUGUAUUACUUGCGGACCGCCCACCGCCUCCUCGAGGAUACGACAUUGCUCCGACGUGCUAGAGUCCAUCCAAACCGGCGACAGACCGACCGAAAAAAACGUCGCCAGUUGCUCGUGCAAAAACUUGUCCGGAUCCAAAUUUUUCAACUGAUUGCCGCUUCCUUUUCCCCAGUAAACCGUACCGUGUUGCUGUUUUCGUUUUUCACGCCAAGGGCGAAAAAAUUCUAUUAAUCGUUAACUAAUAUCAGGAUCCGACAUAUCGGAGGAUACGUCGUCUCAUUGAGACCUAGAUUUUUGUAUCUCCGUGUCGGCAAUAACGUAAAGUUUCUCACCUGCGUGCUACCGGAAAUCGCGGCGACUUUUGUAAAGUCGACACCGCAGACCCGCAAUUUGUCGAGAAUCAUGUCCAGGGCUUUUACCCACAUCAGGGUGGGAGCCACCCUGAGCAAGGGAUCGCUUUUGUUCUGAACAACUCCUCCGUAGGUUCUGAAAAGAGUCAGUUUUACAAAGAAUAUAUUUCAGAUAAUCAAGCCACCGAUCCUCGAAUGUUAUUUAUUGAACAAUAUGGGUACAAGGGUCGCACGGUAAGUGGGCAUAUUUUUACACUCUUUAUUUUCCCCCCGCUUAUCUCAAAUUACUCAUUACCUAAACUCCGGUAAAUCAUUGUCGAACUGCACGCUAGUCUCGUGAAGAACCUUCAGGUUCUCGUCCACCACAACAGCUUUCAACUGAAAGAAAAUGAAAUGAAGAUUAAAUUUUGGGGAGAUUUUUUUAAAACUUAAUUUUCGUUUUAUUCCCUUUUACAUCGCAAGAAUUCCGUUAUCCCCGAUCGAUGGGUAACUAAAAGUUCUAAUCAUCUCACAUGCAGUAUAGAAAUACAGCCUUUUGUACUUCUGUUUCAAGUGGCGAUGGCCGCUGAGUUAAAAAUAAUCGAUUAACCGAUCAUUUCGUAUUGUUUUGAAACGUCGCAUAAUAAACCAAAAUUACGUAAAUUUCGGUACGUAGUCUUGAUAGUGAAAAA